Molecule: messenger RNA, 4184 nt
Organism: Austrofundulus limnaeus
Lineage: Eukaryota; Metazoa; Chordata; Actinopteri; Cyprinodontiformes; Rivulidae
Gene: trim32
Product: tripartite motif containing 32
Exons: 2
Coding region: 146-2194 (682 amino acids)
Molecular function (GO): protein binding; zinc ion binding
Source: RefSeq, a predicted model, not a curated record
ACGCUACGUGCCUCCGUAACUCACGACUCUGCGUAGGGCACUCGUCAACACUGCAGGUCUUCACUUUCAGCAGCUGUAGCUGAAAGUCUGCACACCCGCUGUGUAUUCUCAGCCAGCGAACGCUGAAGGAAAGGAAAAGGACAUCAUGGCUGCAUCAUGCUCCCCACUGGACCCAGAUCUAAUGAGGGAGGUCCUUGAAUGCCCCAUCUGUUUGGAGACCUACAAUCAUGAGCAACUGAGACCCAAACUCCUGCAGUGUGGCCACACGGUGUGUCGACUCUGUCUAGAGAAACUGUUGGCAAAUACUAUCAACGGUGUCCGCUGCCCCUUCUGCAGUAAGGUAUCUCGAAUGAGCAGCAUCUCUCAGCUGGCAGAUAAUCUCACUGUGCUCAAGAUUAUAGAUUGCACUUUGUCCUGCAGUGCUGCCACUGCUGCGCUAAUGUGCAAGUCCUGCUGCAAUCGCCUACCAAGACAGUACUGUCACGAUUGUUCCACGGUUCUCUGUGAAGUCUGUAAGGGGGAGGGCCAUCUGCAGCAAGGGCAUUUGGUUCAGCCGAUUAAGGUGGCAGCUGAGCAGCGGCGUAAAGAACUGGGUGGCAAACUGGGUACUCUCCGUGAUGUCAUGGGAGAAAUUCAGAAGAAAAAGACAGCAAUUGAAAACAUUUCCAAGUCCUUGAGACAAAAGUACCGUGCGGUUCAACAGGAGUACACUGCAGCUGAGCUACAGCUUCAAGAGGAGCUCAGCAGAUCUAGAAAGAUUUUUGCAGCCUCUUUGGGAGAAGUGGAAAAACUGAAUGCACAGGUCCUAGAGGAGCAGACCUACCUUCUUAAUCUUGCGGAAGUAAAAGUGGUGUCGCGCUGCGACUACCUGACUGUGCGAGUAAGGCAAAGUGAUAUUGCCUUGCUAAAAGAUGAUGGUGCAGGAAGUGAUGAUGAAGAGCUGGAUUUGAGGAGCAGUUUGUCUACACAAUUUCAAUUGCAAGAGCCAGCGCUGGUCAGAAUGGAACACUCUAAACCUUUAGAAGUGGGCCAUUUGACAACAAACACUUACACUGUCAACACAGAGGAUGAGAAGGUGGGGUUAGAAAAUACAUUUAAGGGUGAUUCAGUGGGUGUAGCAGGGCCAGGAGGUGCUACAGGAGGUGCUGUGAGAGUUUCAGACGAUCUUUACAGAGACAUUGACAUGGUUUCAGCAUUAGAGGACGCUGCAUGCGGGUCACCAGGCAGUUUUAAAUCAAAGUCUUUGGAUGCAGGAUGUGAAUCAACUGCUGGGGCAAGUUCAGGGCCACCAGUCUGCCAAUUUGUGAAGAAGAUGGGCUGUAAGGGUGCACUUCCUGGCAUGUUUAAUUUACCAGUCAGCAUCUGUGUAACACAUCAAGGUGAGUUACUGGUAGCUGAUCGUGGAAACUGCCGUGUCCAGAUAUUUAAUCGUAAAGGUCUCCCACGUGAAAUCCGACGCAAUGCCAGCAUUGACAACUUUGUCCUUAGCUUCUUUGGGGCUGACCUGCCUAACUUAAUCCCUUUAUCAGUUGCUGUGACUCCACAAGGCCUGAUUGGUGUGACUGACAACUAUGAUAAUUCAGUUAAAGUCUACACCAUGGAUGGACACUAUGUAGCUUGCCACAAAAACCAGCUAAUUAAACCCUGGGGAAUUACAGCCAUGCCGUCAGGCCAGUUUGUAGUGUCGGAUGUGGAAGGGGGCAAGCUGUGGUGUCUUGCAGUGGAUCGCAAUGUGGGCAUUGUCAGCUACAACCGAUUGUGCUCCGCUGUACGACCAAAGUUUGUAACAUGCGAUGCAGCAGGAACUGUGUAUUUCACCCAGGGCCUGGCUCUUAACUUUGAAAAGCAACAGAAUGAGGCCCACCUGGAGGGUGGCUUCUCCAUUGGUUCAGUGGGCACUGACGGCCAGCUUGGCAAACAGUUCAGCCAUUUCUUCUCAGAGACGGAAGACUUCCGCUGCAUCACUGGCAUGUGUGUGGAUUUUAAUGGAGACCUGCUAGUUACAGACAGCGGUAGGAAAGAAAUCCUCCAGUUUCCCAAAGAAGGUGGAUUUAAUAUUUUAAUCCAAGAAGGCCUAACCUGCCCUGUAGGAGUGGUCGCCACUCAGAAAGGACAGUUACUGGUGCUGGAUUGUUGGGACCACUGUGUCAAAGUGUACACCUACAUUCACAAGAGGCAUUCUUCCACUUCCUAGACGUACUGUCCUGUCUUAUGUCCAGUGAACCUUUGAAGUUCAUUAGGUGUGUUUAGGUUGAUCUGUGUGAAAGUUUUGGAGAAAGGAAGACUUUACUGUUGUCACUUUAGAGUAGCUAAAUCAUAGACAGUUCUCACCCUGGUUUUUAUUGCGUUACAUUUAAGAUCAUUUUUCCUAAGCAAGCUGCCCCUUUAGACCAAACAAAAGAAGCCAUUGCUGUCAAAGCGUAUGAAGCACAAAGCAGACAUGAUAUCCAUUCUUCUGUUAUUGGCUGUUGUAUUCCUCUUUUAGCUUUAGUGCGUGUGUGAUGUGCGACUUACCCUAAUUCGUCUCCGCUUUGCACCAGAUAAAAUUUGGAAGAGGGGCUGAAAAUAAACCUACAUUUGCAUUUGAAAUAAAACAAUGCAAGGUGUUUGGCCUUUGAAGCACUUUAUUCUUGACACAUCACUGUGCCCCACUCAUUGGGUUUCAGUAGCACACUAACAUUAAUGCUGCUGAAUAUGGCUGGUGGCUUUAAAGUUUACUUAACAUGUAACUAAUGUCAGGAAACAACCAGUUUUCAUUAAUUAGCCUUCUGUAAUGGUCAGGAGACAUUAAAUGUAGAAUAUAAACUAACAAAGACAAGAAUAUUGAAAUGCUAUAUUGUAACCUGAUGUGUUAGGGAAGAAACAAGUGACUAUUUAAAGGGGUUUAUGGGAUUUAUAUUUAUAUUCCUAAAUAGAUUUUCUUUUAGUGUAGUUUGGUUUAUACCACUUAAGUGGUAUUUUAUUUUUAUUUGAUAAUGUGUUCAAAUAUAUGUUUCUUUUAAAUCAACUCUACUGAAAGCUUAUUGCCACAAUGUGGAAAAAAAAUACAAAUAAAACAAUCUAAAACAAACGUUUAGCUUGAGUAACACCAUUACCGAUGGUCUUUACAACUGUUUGACCUACUUUAAUGUCUACCUCCCUUUUUUAUUUCUCCACUUUAGUUUCAGACUUCAUUCUCUUUGGUUUGUUGUCUGUAUGAUCAACAAGCUUGCAAUUUAUCACAGCAGUCUUUACUUGUGCAUUUUGUAAAGAAUAUAUCCUUUACAAACAAAUACAAGUUUUAACAUUUCCGAUAAAUCUAUGUUUCUUGACAAUUUAUGUUCAGCUGUAUUGUAAAAUGAUCCAAAAUUUUGUUAUGUUUUGCUCUUCCAGAAGGAGGAUAGAUUAAUGACUUCCAUCACACAGACUGCAUUCAGUGUUAGACUGCAGCUGGAGGACAUACUUGGAAACUGGAAGUAACUUAAGUUCAAAUUUAUAUUUUCAGUGCCAUAAAAACUGUUUCACUUCCUGCUGGGGUGCAUUGUUGUUGCAUCUCAUACAAAAAGCAUCGUUGAUAAUUUUAUUUUAAAGACAUGCUUAUAUUCUUCAAAUUACUGAACUGACAAGAACAUUUAGAGUGAUAUGCUACUGGAGAAAACAGCAGAAUUUGGAGCUUAAAUUUUAGUUGAGCUCACAUAUUUUUACUGGUUUGAUUUGUUACAAGAAUCCCUGAUUUUAUCUGAAUUAACAUAAUAACUCACCUCGGUGUGUUGGCUAUGUACACCGAGUUAAUGUUUACAAACUGUUCUAGGCAAGGAGCUCUAUGACAUUGUGUCCCCAUGCUGCAGAAUGCUGACCUGAGUGUUAGGAACACUGCAACGAUAACAAGAGAAAACUGGAGCAUUACACAAAACCAGUGUUUAACUGCAACAGAGAACCAAGCAAGUCGCACACGUUGGUCUUCGUGUGUUUAUGUCAUUGUUCAGUAAAACAGUUCUGUCAAUAUUUUCUUAAAAAUAUCAAUGCAAUAUUUGGGAUUUUGCAUUGCAAAGAGGCACAAUAUAAUUACUUCAUCAGUGGCUGAAAUGAAGAUUGAAGAUCACGUCACAUUAUGUCUGUGAAAACAGUCUUCCAUUCUAGGCUUGUUCAUCUGAGCAUAUUGCAUACAAAUUUAUUCACAGCUAUUAAAAUAAAUUCAUUUUGUA